CUGGCGGCGGCGGCCCCGGGCGCCUGGAGACCGGCCUUGCCCCAAAGUGUUUUCCGUGCAGCCCCGGGAAGACCAGAAACGGGGUGCCGCUUCCCAGGCCGAGUUCGCCGGAUGGGCGCGGCGGCGCGGGGAAGAUGCUCAAAGUCCUGGUGCUGAAGAUUGAAGAUCCAGGUUGCUUCUGGGUUAUCAUAAAAGGAUGCAGUACCUUUUUAGAUCAUGAAGUUGACUAUCAAAAGCUGAAUAGUGCUAUGAAUGACUUCUAUAAUAGCAUGUGUCAAGAUAUAGAAAUAAAACCAUUAAUGUUGGAAGAAGGGCAGGUCUGUGUGGUUUAUUGUCAAGAGCUAAAGUGCUGGUGCAGGGCUAUUAUUAAGUCAAUAGUGUCUUCAGCAGACCAUUACCUGGCAGACUGUUUCCUUGUGGAUUUUGCCAAGUACAUUCCAGUGAAAUCUAAAAACAUCCGAGUUGCAGUGGAAGCUUUCAUGCAGCUUCCCUACAGGGCGAAGAAGUUCAGAUUGUACUGCACCAAACCCGUUACCUUACAGAUUGACGUCUGUGAGGACAGCGCUGAAAUUGUACCUGCCAUGAAGUGGGACAGUGCAGCUAUUCAGUACUUCCAGAACAUUCUCAAAGCAACUACCCAGGUGGAAGCCAAAUUAUGUGCUGUGGAAGAAGAUACUUUUGAGGUUUACCUUUACGUAACUGUAAAAAAUGAAAAAGUUUGUAUUAAUGAUGACCUGGUUGCAAAGAACUUCGCUUGUUAUAUAUCACCAGUGGAGAAUAAGCACCUUGAUCCUUUAGAGAAAUCAAGAUUGAGUAUAAAGUCAACAUCCUUUUCUAAUAAGCUCAAUCCAGCACUUACUCUUUGGCCAAUGUUUUUGCAAGGAAAAGAUUCUCAAGGAAUGGAAAAUUCACAUGGUUUAACUUUUCUGGCACGGUCUCUCCAGCACCCAUGGCCCAAGAAAGUUGUUGGUCACCUAGGGCCAGCUGCUGUCACCCUGGAUAAAAAUAUAAAAUGUAAUAUGGAUUCAUUGAGAGAUUCACCUAAAAAGAAAUCUGAAAAAAAACAACAGUGCAUCUCUUUAAAAAAUAUAAAUAAGUGUGUUGAAUCUUCGGUGUAUUGGCCAACAAAAAGAGGCAUAACCAUAUAUGCUGAUCCAGAUAUACCAGCAGCAAGUGCUUUAUGUCAGAAGCCAAGUGAGACAUCGUUUAGAUUGGCUGAGAAGAAAGACUAUGAUGAGAAGAACGGCUGUGUGAAAUUAUUGCAGUUUUUGAAUCCUGAUCCAUUGAGAGUUGGUGACAUCUCUGAUUUGCAGCAGUUGCAGAAGUUGAAGGCAGGUGCAUGGCAGCCCUUCAUGGUGCUCCGGAACAAGGUGGAGCCCUGCCUGUCCAUUGACUUGUCGCCACUUUCAGCAGACCUGAAAAAGGCUCUUCAAAGAAACAAGUUUCCAGGACCUAGCCACACUGAAUCUUACUCUUGGCCUCCCAUAGCACGUGGCUGCGAUGUGGUGGUCAUAUCUCAUUGUGGAAAUGACCCUUUGUUGUAUCUUCCGCCGCUGCUUACGAUCUUACAAACUGAGGGCUGCUACAAGUCAUUACCAAGUAGAAACGGACCUCUGGCAGUCAUCGUGUGCCCUGGGUGGAAAAAGGCUCAGUUUAUUUUUGAAUUAUUGGGAGACUAUAGCAUGUCCUCCAGGCCUCUUCACCCUGUGUUGUUAACAAUCGGACUCCAUAAAGAUGAAGCCAAAAAUAUGAAGCUUCCAAGGGGUUGUGAUGUGAUUGUUACAACACCACAUAGCCUCAUGAGACUUCUUAGAUAUCAAAGCUUAUUAUUUCUUAGACUCUGUCACCUAAUUUUGGAUGAGGUGGAAGUAUUAUUUCUUGAAGCUAAUGAACAAAUGUUUGCUAUAUUAGAUAACUUUAAAAAAAAUACUGAAGGUGAAGAAAGGGAAUCUGUACCACAUCAGAUUGUUGCAGUUGGAGCUCAUUGGAACAGACACAUAGAGCAUUUAAUGAAAGAGUUCAUGAAUGACCCCUGUGUUGUGAUCACGGCCAUGGAAGAGGCUGCUCUCUAUGGCAGUGUCCAGCAGAUAGUGCAUCUUUGCCUAGAAUGUGAAAAAACCUCUACUUUGCUCCAAACGCUUGAUUUUAUCCCAAGUCAGGCACAGAAGACCUUAAUCUUCACCUGUUCUGUCGCUGAAACAGAAAUGGUGUGUAAGGUAGUAGAAAGCAGUUCAAUAUUUUGCUUGAAAAUGCAUAAAGAAAUGAUUUUUAACUUAAAAAGUAUUUUAGAACAGUGGAAGAAAAAGUUAAGUUCUGGCUCUCACAUUGUCUUAGCCUUAACUGAUGAUUGCAUACCUCUCUUUACCAUCACUGAUGCCACGUGUGUGAUUCACUUCAGCUUUCCUUCCUCACCAAAAAUUUUUGGUGGACGCCUAUAUUGCAUGUCUGAUAAUUUUCAGAGUUUAACUGAACAGGGUUCUCCUGCAGAACAGGGAGAUAAAAAAGCCAAGUCAAUCUUGUUGCUGACAGAGAGGAAUGCAUGCCAUGCGGUGGGCAUCCUGCGCUACUUGGAGCGAGCAGAUGCCAAGAUUCCAGCAGAGCUAUAUGAGUUCACUGCUGGGGUUCUGGAAGCCAAAGAAGAUAGAAAAGCCAAAAGGCCUCUUUGUCCAUAUCUUAAGGCUUUUGGUUUUUGCAAAGACAAAAGGAUCUGUCCUGAUCGACACCACAUUAAUCCAGAAUUAGACAUGCCAAGGAAGUUUUCAAACCAAGCUCUACCAACAUCUGGAUAUAUUAGAGUAAUACCCUUUUAUAUUUCCAAUGCAACAAACUACUUUGGUCGUAUAGUUAAUAAAAAUGUGGACCUUUAUGCAACUCUUCAUGCUGAAAUGAAAGAGUAUUUUGAGGAUUCCAAUAAUAAAACAACUGUUGAAAAGGUGGAGAAAUUUGGAUUAUAUGGAUUAGCAGAAAAAACACUUUUUCACAGGGUUCAGGUGUUGGAGAUGAGCCCUAAAAAAGAAGACACUUGGGCCCUAGAGAAUGUCCUUGUAAAGUUUAUAGAUGAAGGCAGGACCGGGCUCAUCACAAGGGAUCAAUUAUUGCAACUUCCAGAGUGUUUCCACACGCUGCCCCCGCAAGCUGUGGAGUUUAUUGUUUGUAGAGUGAAACCCGCUGACAAUGAAAUUGAAUGGAAUCCAAAGGUUACUAGGUAUGUUCAUCACAAAAUUAUUGGCAAGCUGCAUGAUGCAAAAGUGAUACUGGCUCUGGGAAAUACAGUUUGGCUUGAUCCAAUGGUGCACAUUACAAAACUUACAAACUUGAAAACUUCUAUCAUUGAUUAUAAUGUUCGAGCUGAAAUUUUGUCAAUGGGAAUGGGCAUUGAUAAUUCAGACCAUAUAGAACAACUGAAAAAAUUAUACAAAGGAGCUAAAAUGCCAACUUUUGAAGAAAGCCUAAGCCAAACCCUGAUACCUGAUUCAGCAGAAGAUGCCCUCAGUUUGCAGAGGAGAGAGCAGGAGAACGGGGUGUCAGAAAGAACUGCUGGCUCUGAGACGAAGUCAGACCAGAAACAUGAAACCUUACCAGAAAACACUGGAGAAGAUGUUUCCACUAAAAAAACCACAGAACCUGUUAAGAGCUUCCACCCACAAAUAAAAUGGUUCCAAAAAGAUGAUAUGGUCAUAUUAAAAAUAAGAAUAAGAAAUGUAAAAGAUUAUAAAUGUAAAUUUUCUAGAGAUAGAGUUGUUUUCAGUGCCUGGGUGGGAGACAAAUUUUAUUUGGCUGAUAUGGAGCUGCAGGCCAACAUAAUAAAAGAUGAUUGCAAAUGCGUAGUUAAAAAUGAUGAACCUGUAAUCACUCUUGCCAAAGAGAAAAGGGAGCCUUGGUAUAGUUUACUCAAACAGAGGAAUCCUAAUGUGGCUUUUGAUUUUGAUCACUGGGAAGACUGUGAAGAGGAUAACCACUUCUCCAGAGUUAUAAAUUCAAAAAACCUGUCCUGCAAAGUUGAGAACAGUAACAGAACUUCAGAGGAGGAUGAAAGUGAGAGUGAUUGAGACUGUGAAUCACAUCCUGAGGAGUGACUGGAAAUCUUUGAACAAAAAUGAUAAUUCUGUGUGACAAGAAGUUAAAACCAGCAGUCAUAUUGAAGAUAAAUUUCUACAAGGAUGAAUUAUUACUAAGUCACCUGUGACACUGGAAUUGGUAAUGGCAAGAAAUUUUUAAUUGACUUAAAAAUGGGCUUCAAGGGAGGUGGAAGGAUGCAGAGAAACACACUGGGCCCGCACCUCUCGUGGAUGCCCAGCCUGUCCUCGCCCAUCCCAGCACACUGCGUUCCAAGCGGCCACCAUGCUUGGGUGCUGAGUUGUACUGUCUAGAGUUAGUCUCUUCAUUUUUUUUCAUUUAGAUCUGUAUUUGGUACAUUUCUAAAAACCUGGUCUCGUGCAUAUAAAUUGAGGUCUCAGUCUUACCCACGCUUUGCACUGCUUAUCAGAUCCUUUCAGCCAUGAGUUAGUUGAGAGUCAACAUAUUUGUGUGCUAAUCCUCUUAGUAUGCGUAAGCAUUUGGUAACUAGAGAGUGAGUUUACUUCUUAUGAAGUAAACAAGAGGUCAGCUCUUUAACAAGAGGUCAGCUCUGCUGUUAAUCCAAGGACAAAACAGGAGAUGACUCAGCCAUACAGCCAGAGCAGGGCCUUUCUGGAAGGAAAGGUGCAGCUUCUGAAGAACACCUUGGUCCUGCAGAGUCCUACACAGGGAACAGAGGGUCUCCCCAGUGGAAAAUGAAAAGGACCUGGGGGUGCCUGGAGUAACCCUCUGCUCAUCUGAAUGUGACCAGCCCUAUAAACAGUCACAACCUCAUCCUGGGGUGAGGUCAGGAGACUGUCAGGACAGAAGUGCAUGUCAUUACCACAAAUUCAGGGAUGCGAGCCUUCCCUUGUGGCGCAGCGGUUGAGCACUGGGCUGCAAGGCUGCCCGCAGCCUCUGCAGUGCUGGUUCGAUCCCCGGCCACCGGCGAGGGUCCCACAUGGCGUGACAGACCUCUCCUGCCGCCCACUGCUCCCCUCAGCAGUGUAUUUCUUCAGUCUGCCUGUUCUGUUCCCCGCUCUGGCUCUGGUGAAUCCUCUCACCCUCCCACGCUUCUGACUGUACCCUGGUUCUUGUAUAAAUAAAUAAAUCUUAAAAAAAAAAAAAAUGCAGGAAUGCCCAGACCUGGCUUUUCAUGUUAACUGGGAAAGUUAGAAAGGUGAGCUACUGAGAAACAGGCAGCCCUGUGCAGAUCUUCAGGGUGAGUCUGGCCACUCUGCCUCUAAGAUCUUUAUUUUUCACAUCAGAAAGUGCAAAUACCCAAGUGUCUGUGUGUCCCUGGUGAAACC
Talpa occidentalis (Iberian mole) is the source of this 5366-nucleotide messenger RNA. RefSeq names its product tudor domain containing 12 (gene TDRD12). The record is from RefSeq and is a predicted model, not a curated record. The coding region runs from base 135 to 4049 and encodes 1304 amino acids. Lineage: Eukaryota; Metazoa; Chordata; Mammalia; Eulipotyphla; Talpidae. Gene Ontology annotation, molecular function: metal ion binding; ATP binding; nucleic acid binding. The transcript has 32 exons. Gene Ontology annotation, biological process: germ-line stem cell division; transposable element silencing.